GCCCCCGCCGACCGUCCCGCCGCAGCCAGAGCGGCCGAGGGCGGGACGCGAGCGCGGGGGCGCGGCGGCAGAACUGAGGCGGUGGCGGCGCGGACGGACUGGCCGGCGCUCGGCAUGGCUCGCCUGGGGCUCGGUCUGGUGAGCUGUACCUUCUUUCUAGCUGUGAAUGGUCUGUAUUCCUCUAGCGACGAUGUCAUUGAAUUAACUCCAUCUAAUUUCAACAGAGAAGUUAUUCAGAGUAACAACUUGUGGCUCGUAGAAUUCUAUGCUCCAUGGUGUGGUCAUUGCCAGAGGUUAACACCAGAAUGGAAGAAAGCAGCAACUGCAUUAAAAGAUGUUGUAAAAGUUGGUGCAGUCGACGCAGAUAAACAUCAGUCCCUAGGAGGUCAGUAUGGUGUUCAGGGAUUUCCUACUAUCAAGAUUUUUGGAUCCAACAAAAACAGACCAGAAGAUUAUCAGGGUGGCAGAACUGGUGAAGCCAUCGUGGAUGCUGCCCUCAGUGCUCUGCGCCAGUUUGUGAAGGAUCGCCUCGGGGGAAAGAGUGGUGGAUAUAGUUCUGGAAAACAAGGCAGAAGUGAUAGUUCAAGUAAGAAGGAUGUGAUCGAGCUGACAGACGACAGCUUUGAUAAGAACGUCCUCGACAGUGAAGAUGUGUGGAUGGUUGAGUUCUAUGCCCCUUGGUGUGGACACUGCAAGAACCUGGAGCCUGAGUGGGCUGCUGCAGCUACAGAAGUAAAAGAGCAGACCAAAGGGAAAGUGAAGCUGGCAGCCGUGGACGCCACUGUGAACCAGGCUCUGGCCAGCCGAUACGGGAUUAGGGGAUUUCCUACAAUCAAGAUAUUUCAGAAAGACGAGUCUCCUGUGGAUUAUGAUGGUGGGCGGACAAGAUCUGACAUAGUGUCCCGGGCCCUUGAUUUGUUUUCUGAUAAUGCCCCACCUCCUGAGCUGCUUGAGAUAAUCAGUGAGGAUGUCGCCAAGAGGACGUGUGAGGAGCACCAGCUCUGCGUUGUGGCUGUGCUGCCCCACAUCCUUGACACAGGAGCUGCAGGCAGAAAUUCUUAUUUAGAAGUUCUUCUUAAGUUGGCAGACAAAUAUAAGAAGAAAAUGUGGGGGUGGCUAUGGACAGAAGCUGGAGCCCAAUAUGAACUUGAGAAUGCACUGGGUAUUGGAGGGUUUGGAUACCCUGCCAUGGCAGCCAUUAAUGCACGCAAGAUGAAAUUCGCUCUUCUUAAAGGGUCUUUCAGUGAACAAGGCAUUAAUGAGUUUCUCAGGGAGCUGUCUUUUGGGCGUGGCUCCACAGCACCAGUGGGAGGUGGUACCUUUCCUGUUAUCACUGCAAGAGAGCCCUGGGAUGGCAGGGACGGUGAGCUUCCUGUGGAGGAUGACAUCGACCUCAGCGACGUGGAGCUGGACGACCUGGAGAAGGAUGAAUUGUGAGAGCCACAGCCCAGGCUUCGGGUCAGUUUCUUUUCUUGGGAGUGAAUGGAUUUUUCCAGCAGUGAAGGAACAUUCUUUACAAUCAGACUGAUAUACCAGUGGCCUUUUUAACCAAGAAGUAGCACUUGAUUGGUCAUUUGAAAACACUGCGACAGUGAGCUUUGGAAUCUCAAGAAAACAUUGAAAAAUUCUAUGAAUUGUUGUAGCCAGUGAAUUGGAUUGUAUUCUCACGUAAUAUUUUGAAGAAAACUGGGCUGUAGAAACAUUUUCCCUCCCUCUGACUGCUGCUUGAAUGUUCUUGGAGGCUGUUUCUUAUAUAUAGGUUUUUUUUAAAUGUGAUUUCUUCAUUUGAAUAUCAAUGGCUUUUUCCAUUAAAGAAUAAAAUGAUAUUUUGGACAAUGCC
Molecule: messenger RNA, 1840 nt
Organism: Sciurus carolinensis (gray squirrel)
Lineage: Eukaryota; Metazoa; Chordata; Mammalia; Rodentia; Sciuridae
Gene: Pdia6
Product: protein disulfide isomerase family A member 6
Exons: 13
Coding region: 115-1437 (440 amino acids)
Biological process (GO): response to endoplasmic reticulum stress
Cellular component (GO): endoplasmic reticulum lumen
Molecular function (GO): protein disulfide isomerase activity; protein-disulfide reductase activity
Source: RefSeq, a predicted model, not a curated record